Microthlaspi erraticum is the source of this 1266-nucleotide messenger RNA. The record is from the annotation of a GenBank genome assembly. Lineage: Eukaryota; Viridiplantae; Streptophyta; Magnoliopsida; Brassicales; Brassicaceae.
AUGGGUUGCUCCUGGUUCUCAUGCCACAAGAGUGGACGAGAACUCUCAGAAGUUGAUGGAGAGAUUGCAGCGAUAGACAACGUAAAGAUUUACAAAUAUAGAGAGAUACGUCAGGCGACUGAUGAUUUCAAUGCCGAGAAUAAAAUUGGAGAAGGAGGUUUUGGUUCUGUUUACAAGGGUCAUCUUAAAGAUGGAAAGGUCGCAGCCAUCAAAAUCCUUUCUGCUGAGUCAAGACAAGGUGUAAGAGAAUUCUUGACUGAGAUCAAUGUGAUAUCAAAGAUACAACAUGACAAUUUGGUUAAGUUAUAUGGAUGCUGCGUGGAAGGGAAUCACAGGAUUCUUGUUUACAAUUAUCUCGAGAACAAUAGCCUCGACAAGACGCUUCUUGCUGGGGGAUACACUCGAAGUGGGAUACAGUUUGAUUGGAGUACUCGGGCCAAUAUCUGCGUUGGAGUUGCUAAAGGUCUUGCCUUUCUUCAUGAAGAAGUACGGCCACACAUCAUUCAUAGAGAUAUCAAAGCAAGCAACAUCCUACUCGACAAGUACCUUUCCCCAAAGAUCUCCGAUUUUGGACUCGCUAGGCUUAUGCCACCUAACUUGACUCAUGUCAGCACUCGUGUAGCCGGUACAAUUGGUUACCUAGCGCCAGAGUAUGCGGUUAGGGGGCAAUUGACGCGUAAAGCGGAUAUAUACAGCUUUGGAGUCCUUCUUAUGGAGAUUGUCAGUGGAAGAAGUAACAAAAACACUCGUUUGCCUUCUGAAUUUCAAUAUCUCCUUGAAAGAGCUUGGGCACUUUAUGAGCGGAAUGAGAUCGUGGAUCUUGUUGAUACAGGGUUAAACGGUGUCUUUGACGCAGAGGAAGCUUGCCGGUACUUAAAGAUCGGUCUUUUGUGCACACAAGACAGUCCUAAGCUAAGGCCAACAAUGUCCACAGUGGUGAGGUUGUUGACAGGGGAGAAGGAUAUAGACUACAGGAAAAUAUCAAGACCGGGUUUGAUAUCUGACUUCAUGGACUUGAAAGUGAGAGGACAAGAUGAAGCAAAGGCAGAGGAAGUGAAUAGACAAAACUACACAAACCCGUCUUCUUCUUCUAAUACCUCGUCUAGUGCCGGGACUAGAGAUAACUCGAACGCUUAUUCCUCAGGGGCUUCAUCAGCUCAUGCUGCGAGAUUAGUCAAGUCUUUCGGAUCCGAUUUGAGGAUAUGUACUAGACUGAGUGUUCUCAGAUCAAAGCAAUGGCCAAGUAGCUCUCCAGAACUGUUUUGA